GACUAAUUAUCUAAUUACACCUUGAGCUAACUGUAUCACAUCUAACCAGUGUCUUACACAUCAGUAUUGUAUAGUGCUGGUACAGUGAGGUGUGACCACAACGUAGAGAGCUGGUACAGUGAGGUGUGACCACAACGUAGAGAGCUGGUACAGUGAGGUGUGACCACAACGUAGAGAGCUGGUACAGUGAGGUGUGACCACAACGUAGAGAGCUGGUACAGUGAGGUGUGACCACAACGUAGAGAGCUAGUACAGUGAGGUGUGACCACAACGUAGAGAGCUGGUACAGUGAGGUGUGACCACAACGUAGAGAGCUGGUACAGUGAGGUGUGACCACAACGUAGAGAGCUGGUACAGUGAGGUGUGACCACAACGUAGAGAGCUGGUACAGUGAGGUGUGACCACAACGUAGAGUGCUAGUACAGUGAGGUGUGACCACAACGUAGAGAGCUGGUACAGUGAGGUGUGACCACAAGCUCUGUUAGUUGGGUUAGUGUUGAUACUUCUCUCACUGGAGGCGCUAGUGGUCAAGGCACGGCGCUCUCACCAAGUUGAAGCGUGCCCCUAGAAAAUGGCGUAUAUCCUCAGGUCAACUCUACUUGCCCUGUGUCUGCUGGUAACCGUGCCUGCCACACAUCAGGCUGUAAAUGGCGGAUCUGACUGCGCUACCUGCAGUGUAAUCGUUGCACUGGUGGAGCAGCUGACCGAGUUCAAGAACCAGACGGUCAUUGACACCUUAGAGCAGCUGUGUUCCUACCUGCCUGUCCAGUUCAAACCUGCAUGUGACGCGGCCCUCCAGACCUUCGGCCCUGCAUUGAUUCAGCUGAUCGUGGCUGGGGCGGAUCCUGACGUCACAUGCCACGCCCUCAGGUUUUGUUACACGGACCCUGGACAGCCCACCUGUCACUCAAUCACACCCAUGACAUCUGUCUAUCAAAGUGACCAGGAGUUUGAGGUCAAGGUUCAGACGGCCAGAAAUUCCAUAAGUGGGCUGACUGGCAGGUUUACUCUUGGCAUGAAGUUCUGCGACAUCCCCGGCAUCAAGGAGAUCUGUGAUUGGAUAAAAAAGACAAUCGCCAGCCAGGAGCCAGCUGUAGACCUGGACAACGACAGGUUCAGUACCUACCAGGCACUGAGAGGUGCGGCCUGGCGCGGGAAAGAUUGCUCUGACGUCAUCAGUGACAUGUACCCUGGUGUCAUACCCACAGAUGGCGACAAGACUCUGGACUCCAAUUGUAACGGAAUUUUUGGCGUCAUCAACAACACAGGCAGGACUUAUGAAGACGAGCUGUGCGCCAACUCCCAGCCCCGGGGCGUCGCUGUCUUGGGGGACUCGGUCAGCGCCCAUUUCCACCUCCCUCCCCAGUGGUUUGACGCCACUCAGAUAUCUGAGAAAAGUUUCCUGCACGCGGUGGAGAUUCUAGAAAAUGAAAUCGACUGGCCCAUGAUGUCAACUUGCACAGGUCAUGGUUCAAAUUUAUGGCCAGAAGCGAUUACCGGUCCCAUCGAUUCCAUUUAUAAUCGAUUACGUGACAGAAAUCGAUGCAACCACAGAGACUUCCAGAACAUCGCAGCCAACGGUGAGGACUCGUCCAGUGUCAAUCACAUCGUCAGGACACUGGCGAGAAAACCCGGAAAAGACCGACCUCUCGUGGUGUUCUACGCCCUUGUGGGUAACGACGUCUGCAAUGGACACCCCGACACUUUCGAUCACAUGACCACGCCAGCCGAGAUGUUCAACAACACCAUGCAGACCCUGGACUAUCUGAGCAAGGUACUCCCCAACAACAGUCACGUGAUCCUGUUGGGUCUGGCAGACGGACGGGUGCUGUACGACAACAUGGGACCCAGGGUCCACCCCGUCUCCACCUACUGGGGGACCUUUACCUACGCCAAAUUUUACGACUUUCUCAACUGUCUACAGAUCUCCCCGUGUAUGGGCUGGAUGAACACAAACAGGACAAUGAGGGACCUAACAACUCAGAGAGCCGAGCAGCUGACCGCUGUCCUGAGGAACAUCGCCACGACCUACAAGACUCGCUACCCGAACUUUGACCUCAACUUCCUGGAUAACCCCAUCAACGAAGCCAUCACAAAGUGGGAGGCAAUGGGAGGCGCGGGAUGGGAACUGAUAGAACCAGUCGAUGGUUUCCAUGACAACCAGCUGGGACAGGCUUUUGUGGCAGGAAUUUUGUGGGAUGACGUCAUGAACAAGUUCCCCGACACGUUUGGUCCGGUCAACCCCAACAACGAUUUGAUUGACAGGUUGUUUGGUGACCAGGGCGGGUACUGACCCCGUGGGUCUCGGGCUAAUUAAUUCAUUAGUCACUCAUUAGUCACUCAUUAGUCACUUCAGUCGUGACAGGAACCGUUGCUUCUGAUGAAACAGAACUCUUUUUGUGGUGCAAUUUUAAUGACGUCUGUCAAUUUUGUGACUAAUAAUUAAUUAAUUAACUAAAUUGACAGUUCAAAUACCGUGACUUAAACAUGUGAUGGUAUAUUAAUUUAUGUAUAGCUUAUGUAAUCGAUUAUAUUAAAAUAAACAAAUAACAUACAAGCAAAA
Molecule: messenger RNA, 2563 nt
Organism: Physella acuta
Lineage: Eukaryota; Metazoa; Mollusca; Gastropoda; Physidae
Product: acyloxyacyl hydrolase
Biological process (GO): lipopolysaccharide catabolic process; negative regulation of inflammatory response
Molecular function (GO): acyloxyacyl hydrolase activity; calcium ion binding
Source: RefSeq, a predicted model, not a curated record